Molecule: messenger RNA, 1206 nt
Organism: Populus nigra (black poplar)
Lineage: Eukaryota; Viridiplantae; Streptophyta; Magnoliopsida; Malpighiales; Salicaceae
Exons: 2
Coding region: 110-922 (270 amino acids)
Biological process (GO): tricarboxylic acid cycle; mitochondrial electron transport, succinate to ubiquinone
Cellular component (GO): mitochondrial matrix; mitochondrial inner membrane
Source: RefSeq, a predicted model, not a curated record
ACAAGCAACAUCAAGGAGAGAUUCAGCGACGCCAAAUUAACCCCAGAACACUCUAUAUAAAAAGCAGACUACCAUUUUCCACCCACCCAGAUCCAGCAACAACCUGGAAAUGGCUUUCAACUCGGUACUUCGCAGAGCCUCCAAAUCCUUCUUGCCUCUCGCUGUCCGCUCCGUUGGAUCUCCCAGAACCUUCCCCAGAGCUAUCCCCACCGUUAUCUCCGUUGAAAACCGCACCACUCUACGAAACUUCCUUCCAUUUUCACACUUCUCAACAGAGGUCGCCGCACAGAAGCCAAACGCCGAUGAAAAUCUGAUUCGAGUCCUUGAAACUGAGAUCGAUUGCACCGAGCAACCCCAAGAUGGAGAGAAUAUCCCAAAUGAAUUUCCUUUCAAACUUGGAGAUAAUCCUGGAGGGAGGACUAUUUCGCUAAAUAGAAAGCUCCAAGAUGAAACUAUCAAAAUGGAAGCUGACAUGCCUAAUGUUUCAAAUGAUGUUGAUGAUGCCAAUGGCAAUGUGAGUACUACCAAGGGAAGUAUGGAGUCUGGUAUCACUGCUUUCCGUGAUGAGAUCAGAAUUGAUAGCUUGUCAAUUAAAAACGUUAUUCCUGUUUGUUUAUAUCUAUUUGUGGGGGGGUAUAUGAAGGAACGAAAGAGUGGAUUGAGGAAUGAAAGCUCGAAGACUAAGAGAAUCGUGCUUUUGCAAAGAAUUACCGCAGCUUUGCUGAUCCCUUUGAUUAUCAUAUACAAAAAAGUCUCUUCCAUUCUCCUACCCAAUCUCUUUUUAUUCCGGCAUAUAAAUGAAGGGAUCAAAGAGAUUAUGGCAGAUUACGUUCACCAAGAAAUGACCCGAAAUUGGAUCUUGGUCUAUUUGAGAUUGUUCCUUUUAAUUGUAAUCAAAGAUGUUUUCUUGUCUUUCGUUUAGCCCCACAACAACCUUCCUCUUCCUUACCUGUUUUAGUAGUGGCAUCUACUUUCAUUGUAAUGCUCCUAAGAAAAUUAUGAUGAACUUGCAUUUCGAGGACCUGAUUUUAAGUAAGUUUUCUCCGAGGACCGUUCAAUCUCUUAAUCACUGGCUGGUUUUUUGCUCACUUCCGACAUGGUUUUUCUUUGGCGGUGAUUUGGAUGAGAAUUUCCAUAAUGGUCUCUUUUAGUUUUUAAGCUUUGUAAAUGGUUGUUUCUAAGAAAUAAAAAAUGUGUGUUAGUUAA